AGAGGUUACAUGCACUUGUGUUUUGUUUGAAUGAAGGGGGCGGUACCAGAGGGAGGCUGGCGGUCUGGAGGAGGACGGAUAAAGAGCGGUUUCUCUGAAAGCUCCCUGUGAUUCUCUCAGUCUGUCUUUGGAGCGUGGUCAGCAUGAAAGCGGCGCUGCUGUUUGGUCACUUGCUGCUGGCGCUGACGGUGGAGGUGCUGCUGGCAGCAGAGAGCAGUGACCCUGCGGUGACUCUGAAGAAUGGCCAAAUCAGGGGAGAGUUUGCCACGGUGAGAGGCACAGACAGGAGGGUGAAACAGUACCUCGGAGUCCCAUACGCCCGCCCCCCCGUAGGACCUCUCCGGCUGGCGGCUCCUCAGAGCGCGGAGCCCUGGGAGGGCGAGAAGGACUGCACACACCAGCCGGCCAUGUGCAUCCAAGAUCCACAACUGGUCGUCCUCGUUUCUCAGACCAUGUCCAUGACCUCUACCCCUACAGAGAUUUCAGAGGACUGUCUGUAUCUGAAUGUGUACACUCCAGCUGAGGCAACAAAAGGAGACAAACUGCCAGUGAUGGUGUGGAUCCAUGGGGGAGGUCUGACCAUGGGGGCUGCUUCUCAGUUUGACGGCUCUCCAUUGGCUGCUUACGAAAACAUGGUGGUUGUCGUCAUCCAGUAUCGCCUCGGUAUUCUGGGCUUCUUCAGCACUGGAGACGAGCACGCCAGAGGAAACUGGGGUCUGCUGGAUCAGCUGGCAGCUCUGAGGUGGGUGAAGGAAAACAUUGAAGUCUUCGGAGGAGAUCCGCAACUCGUCACACUAGCUGGUGAAUCGGCGGGAGGAAUCAGUGCAUCUAUUCUGACGUUGUCUCCUCAUGCAGACGGACUCUUCCAGAGAGCCAUAUUUCAAAGUGGAGUAGCAACACUUGGGACUUACACCACCGACAACCCUCUGAGCCACGCCAGGGUCAUUGCCAACAUCACUGGUUGCAGCGACUCCAACACAGAAGAACUGGUCCGGUGCAUCAGAGGAAAAACCCAGGAUGAGCUCGUUGCUGCAACCAAAAAGAUGAAAAUAUUUCUGGGAGCUGUUGUAGACAAUGACUUCCUCCACGGCACAGCAGAGACGCUGCUCAGCAGGAAGGAGGUGCUGAAGGUUCCGGUGAUGAUGGGAAUCACCAACCAUGAGUUCGGAUGGAUCCUGCCUCAGAGUUUUGGACCCCCCGGGUGGGAGAAAGGCAUGAGCAGGGAGUCUGUGCUGGCUGUGAUAAACCUGUUCAAUCCAGGGGUCCCUUCAGCCAACGUCCUGAUCGCAGACGAAUACCUGAAAGAUGCUCAAACUCCAGAGCAGAUCAGAGACGCCUUCACUGAAGUCAUAGGAGACCUGCUGAUGACCCUGUCGGUCAUCAAAGUGGCCGGAUAUCACACAGACGCGGCCGUUCCGGUUUACCUGUACGAGUUUGUGUACAGCGCAGACUUGUACAAAGACAAAAGACCCAGCUUUGUGAAGGCGGAUCACGCAGAUGAUGUCUGCUUUGUCUUUGGUGGAUGUUUCUGGAAUGAACAAAUCACAAUCACAGGAAACGUCACUGGAGAGGAUGAACGAGUUUGUCGAACUAUGAUGUCAUACUGGGCCAAUUUUGCUCGCACUGGGUCACCGAACGGUCCAGGUCUGGUCAGCUGGCCUCAGUAUGACCGGGAGAAGCAGGAGUACAUGGAGCUGGGUCUGGCUCAAGCUGUGAAGCAGAAGCUAAAAGAAAACCGGGUUCAUUUUGCCGCCGUCACCCUCCCCCAGAAGCUUCAACAGCAGGCAGCAGCCGCCAAAGAGGAGCAGUGACCUCCGCGAGGAGUCUCCAUUAUUUAGCCCAACUGUCUGUCCAUGUAAAACACGUUUAGGUUUAAGCAACUUCAACAGUUCUUUGUUUCAUAUUGUUUUUAAUCGUCUUAAAUUCAAAGGAUUUUGUUACUGACCACAAUAAUUAAAUAAAAAUAAACACAAAUGUGUGUUGAAUAACA
Oryzias melastigma (Indian medaka) is the source of this 1990-nucleotide messenger RNA. It is a transcript of the gene ces3, whose product is annotated as carboxylesterase 3. Lineage: Eukaryota; Metazoa; Chordata; Actinopteri; Beloniformes; Adrianichthyidae. The transcript has 13 exons. The record is from RefSeq and is a predicted model, not a curated record. The coding region runs from base 144 to 1811 and encodes 555 amino acids.